Messenger RNA from Linum tenue, 3341 nucleotides. Lineage: Eukaryota; Viridiplantae; Streptophyta; Magnoliopsida; Malpighiales; Linaceae. The record is from the annotation of a GenBank genome assembly.
GGUAUUAGUUCGAUGAUUAACUGGGAAGGAAGGGGCAGUUACUUUUAGGUGCACCGGUAAAAAAUAAAAACUUGCAAGUAACGCUUUGGGUGGAUGUAACUCGGUGACCGUCGCUCAGUGGGUGAAAAAGAGCACGGUCACCGUCAAUUGCCGGUGACUGGAUCCCACCGCCGUCCACCGACAUUUCCCCCAUUUAUUCCGGUCACUGUCCGUACCGUCCCCGAUCAAUAUAAAAUACCACGAUUCAAAACAAAUCCCUCCCAAUUCCCAUUUCUACCACUCUGAUCUUUCCCGCGUCGGCCGACAGAGAGAGGAAACCGCCGAUCCCGAAGCGCACUGCGGAAUUCUCCUUCCUUCUUCCGCCCGCUGUCAAUCAACGAGCGGCAUUUGCGUUUUCAAGCCUAAGCCAGGCGGUCCUCUGCCAACUGCGGCGCAGCUGCAUCUGGAUCAGUUAGCUGUGUCAUUUGGAAGAAAAGGUGACACGAAUACAACUUGAGCUAUGAAGCAGACGGACAAGAAGAAAACCCCAAGCUUUUACGAGGCCAAGCGACCUGGGAUGACUGAAACUAAAGCCCGCUUCCGACCUAAGGAAAGGGAAUCUAAAGUUUUGCAUGCUUUUAAGCCUGUCCCCAGAGCUGUAGUAAGUGAUUCGAAUGUGGGCUCAGAGGCCUCUGAAGUUUAUGAAAAUCUGGUUAUACAUUAUGUGGAUGAUGUGAACAGGUGUGAGGACAGUGCAAUAAAAGACAGCACCUUGCUGUCGAAGGAGAACACGGGUGAGGUUUUAGCUGAUCAUUCUAAUGACACUGAGAGAGAUCAGAAGCUAGGGAAACAAAAGGAGUCAGAUUCUGAGACAAUAAAAGAUUCUGUGUCAUCCCACGGUGUGGAUUCAGUGGUAGGUGAUGAUGAGAAGGUAGAAUCAGUUUCUAGAUCUCCUAAAACUGUUGGUGGAACUAGGAAACGUACAUCAGUAGUAAGGGACACAGAAGCUAGUAAAUUAAGAGCUAAAGCAGUAACUAACACCCCCAGAAAGCCAGCAGUCUCUAGUAAAGAACCAUCUACGGUGACCAGCAAAAAUGCUUCUGUCCAAAAGAUUGAUGUUAAGGAGGUUAAACUUGUCCCUAAACCUCCUUCUGAAACUUCUGAAGGAGGAGUAGAAGAUAUGAUCAUUGAUGAUGGUAAAGAGCCAGAUGUGUUCGAGGAUGCCUCAAACGCUACUACUCGGAGUAUUGCAAGUGACAAUGAAACAGUUGAAGCUGAAGAAAAUAGUGAACAUGGGGAGGAUGCCACACUCCAAAAUCAACUGAUUGCAGAGAUGGAAACAAAAGUUGAGAAACUUGAAGAAGAACUGAGAGAAGUUGCUGUACUUGAAAUCUCCCUUUACUCUGUUGUACCUGAACAUGGGAGCUCAGCUCAUAAGGUGCAUACACCUGCUCGUCGCCUUUCAAGACUCUACAUUCAUGCUGGCAAGCAUUGGACACUGGAUAAGCGAGCCACAAUUGCGAAAAACACAGUUUCAGGACUGGUACUGAUCUCUAAAUCAUGCGGAACUGAUGUUGCAAGGUUGUCUUUCUGGCUGUCCAACACAAUUGUGCUGAGGAAUAUAAUUUCCCAAGCAUUUGGAUGUUCUGGUAACUCUAGUAUGUCGAGGUUCACAAGGUCCAACGGGAGUAUGGAAAAAGGUGAAGGGAAGUGUCCAUCACUGAAAUGGAAAGGUGGUAGUCAACAAGGUAAUGGGUAUCCCCACUUUGUUGAGGAUUGGCAGGAGACUGGAACCUUCAUUGCUGCCCUGGAGAAAGUUGAGUCGUGGGUGUUCUCUCGAAUAGUUGAGUCUGUUUGGUGGCAGGCCUUGGCUCCACAUAUGCAAGCCCCAAGCAAGAAAUUGUUAUCCAGCAAAAGCAGUUCUCGGUUACUAGGCCCAGCAUUGGGAGACCAACAGCAAGGCGACUUUUCCAUCAACCUGUGGAAGAAAGCUUUCGAAGAAGCUUUUCGACGAAUUUGUCCGGUUAGAGCAGGAGGGCAUGAGUGUGGCUGUUUGCCAGUCGUGGCCAAAAUGGUUAUGGAGCAGUGUGUGGCACGGCUCGAUGUAGCGAUGUUCAAUGCUAUUCUGAGAGAAUCGGCCAAUGAGAUCCCAACUGAUCCAGUAUCAGACCCUAUUUUGGAUUCAAGGGUUCUGCCUAUACCAGCAGGGGAAUUGAGCUUUGGCUCUGGAGCACAACUCAAGAACUCUGUUGGAAAUUGGUUUAGAUGGCUUGUAGAUACAGUGGCGAUGGAUGAUGAGGAAACCCCAAAGCAAGACGAAGAAACCAGUAGCGAGGUUGAUGAUGACCAUAGAGGAGACGCCAAACCGAAGUGCUUCAAUCUUCUCAAUGACUUGAGCGAUCUACUUAUGCUUCCUAAAGACUUGCUGAUAGACAGAUCAGUGAGACAAGAGGUUUGCCCGUCAAUUGAUCUUCCACUGGUGAAGCGGAUACUCUGUAAUUUUACACCAGACGAGUUCUGUCCUGAUGCUGUCCCUGGAGCUGUACUUGAGGCCUUGAACGCCGGGAGCCUUGUGGAGCGCAAGCUCUUGGGACAACCCCCGAGAAGCUUCCCUUACUCAGCUGCACCAGUAGUCUACACUCCACCUUCAAGCGAUGCGGUAUCAGAAAAAGUUGCAGAGGUAGGUGAUAUAAAUGGUGGCCGCGGUGGUUUGAAGUCUCGCUUGUCAAGGAAUGCUUCAGUUGUACAGAGGAAAGGAUACACCAGCGACGACGAAUUGGAAGAGCUGGACUCUCCUCUUGGCUCAAUUCUCGACAGCUCGCAAUACUCCUCGAGUUGGAUUAACGGAGAGCACUGCAAGCAGAAGGUCACGAAUGCGAGGUACGAACUGCUCCGCGAGGUCUGGUCAGGCUGAAAUUGCUUACAUGGCCAAAAGAUUUGGAUAUAUACUGGUAGAUUUCACAGGCUCUGUAUGAUAAUGAACAACUUGCCUCGUUGUUGUUUUUGCCUCUGUGAUUUCUUGGGUCUUUAGCAACUCGAAGUAAAUAUCAGAAAAGAAAUGAAAGCUGAAAAUUCUGUCAAAAAGAAAAUUGAUCAGAGUAGCAGAAGUGUCAUCUUUCUUGUACUACAAGGCACUAGUUCGGGGUUUGGAAUCGAUGCAGGGAAGAAAGAUUGAUUAAUUGAUUAACUGACUGACUCUUUGCUUAUGUUUUAUUGAUGCCAAAAUUUAAACUUUUGCCUUUCACUUUGUUCCAUUUGGUGUAAUGGAAGUGAAGAAGCAAUACACAAAUUCCAUUGAAAUGGAACAGAGAGAUAGAUGCACUAUUACAACGACAUAGAUAGACUGACACUCUAACAGACCA